Messenger RNA from Ordospora colligata OC4, 801 nucleotides. RefSeq lists its product as uncharacterized. The transcript has a single exon. The record is from RefSeq and is a predicted model, not a curated record. Bases 1 to 801 code for a protein of 266 amino acids. NCBI's taxonomy places the organism in Eukaryota, Fungi, Microsporidia, Ordosporidae.
AUGACGCUCAUGCUUCCAGAGCAAGAAGAUAUGAUGGGCCACUUUGCGGACCCUGUGUCUUUUAUUAACGCAUAUACACAUGUUUAUGAGAAGCAGAAGGGUGUUCCUGUGAAGAUUGGUUUGCAGGACAUUCUUUACUAUGAAUGGUUUGAGCAAGCAUUGCUUGAGAUGGUGCUUGAGCGAGUGUUUUCUAAGGAUGGCGGUGAGCCAAGAGUUGUUGAAGCUGAAGAUGCACUUGAAUCAUUCAGACAGCACAGAUUUUUUGACGAGGAGUUUUAUAAUGUGGCGACUUUAGUUAUAAUCAAAGGAGUGGCUAUGCUUCUUGAUAGGAUUGAUCAAGAGGUUUGCCAACGAAGCUUUGUGAAUGUAAGGUAUUUGUAUUUUUACACAAUUAUGCCUGUUGACCUUACUCGGAUACUGAUUGAACCAUGCCUUGAAUGCAUUGAACAACCAAAAGUGCUGAUGCAAACGAUGCUUGAAGUUAAGAAAAGCGUAGAAGAUGUGAAUAUGCAACUCAAUGAGGUGGAUGUAUCUUUUCUUGCAGAUGAUGCAAGAUUAAGCUGCAGAAUAAAUCUGUCAGAUGUACUUCUUGGACCUGCAAGAAUCAAACACUACAGCCUAAACAAUAUCUAUGGAUCUGUCUUUGAUUUGGUUCUUGUGAGAGCAGCAGGAAUGACUUCAGAGAACGCAUAUUUAUAUGUGAUGGAGGUUUAUAGCGAAUAUAUUACUUUUGAAAUCGGACCUGAGGAGUUGGUAGAAUGCCUUAAAGAGUAUUUGAAUAAACUAAUGACGGGAUACUGA